Podospora pseudopauciseta is the source of this 1496-nucleotide messenger RNA. RefSeq lists its product as uncharacterized. Lineage: Eukaryota; Fungi; Ascomycota; Sordariomycetes; Sordariales; Podosporaceae. Gene Ontology annotation, cellular component: extracellular region. The transcript has 3 exons. Gene Ontology annotation, biological process: carbohydrate metabolic process. Gene Ontology annotation, molecular function: cellulose binding. The coding region runs from base 546 to 1496 and encodes 316 amino acids. The record is from RefSeq and is a predicted model, not a curated record.
GCUCACAAACCUCAUUUGUCGCUGCUCGUCCGCGUGCCCGUUUGGUCCAUAUUAAACCUCAAUCAUGCCGUGGAACACUAUACCCCAGAUUUCUCGAGCGGAUAGAGUGUAUUCCACCACACACCAACCACACCAGUCUGGGGCCCUCGGCUGGGGUGCAGACAUGUUGCCUUCGGCAAAUGCAGCCACUCGACCAAAGAGUGAUCACGGUAGUAUACUCCUGAUCGAGCCUCCUGUCCUGGUUUGGACAGGGUGAGAUUUGACAAGUCAAGGAAUCGAGGGCCGGUAAGUGAGCUCGGUUGGAACGCCCCCGUAUGCAUGCAUAGCUUUGACAGCCCAACGGUCGAGUAUGACGAGUGGGCGCGAGUGAGAACCUGGCAAGCCACCCCCUACAUCUGGGGUAGAGUGGAAGCAGCCAAACAGUGAGAAGUAUAUAUCACCGAAAAAAAAGCGGUUGUCCUCCCCUCCCCCUCUCUCUGCCCGUUGCUUCGUCAGUGGCUUGCUUCCAUUCUUGCACCUUGACUCCAUCCGGGUUCCAGUUCAAAAUGAAGUCGACAUUCUUUGCUGCCUUGACGGCUCUGGCCGCCAAAGAGGUUGCUGCCCAUGCCACCUUCCAGCAACUCUGGGUUGACGGUACCGAUUAUGGCUCCUCCUGCGCUCGUCUCCCCCCUUCCAACUCGCCCGUCACCAACGUCGGAGGCCGUGACUUUGUGUGCAAUGCCGGUACUCGUGGCGUCGCUGGCAAGUGCCCUGUUCGCGCCGGCGGCACCGUGACUGUCGAGAUGCACCAGCAAACUGGUGACCGGUCCUGCUCUCAAGAAGCCAUCGGCGGCGCCCACUACGGCCCCGUCCAGGUCUACCUCUCCAAGGUCCCAGACGCCUCCACCGCCGACGGCACCUCCACCGGCUGGUUCAAGAUCCUUUCCAACUCGUGGUCCAAAAAGGCUGGCGGCCGCGUUGGUGACGAUGACAACUGGGGCAGCAAGGACCUCAAUGCCUGCUGCGGCAAGAUGGACGUCAAGAUCCCCGCUGACAUCCCCUCGGGCGACUACCUCCUCCGUGCCGAAUCGCUAGCUCUCCACGCUGCUGGUCCAAGCGGUGGCGGUCAGUUUUACAUGACCUGCUACCAGAUCACCGUCUCCGGUGGUGGCAACGCUAGCCCCGCGACGGUGAGGCUCCCCGGUGCCUAUGGUGCCAGUGAAGGGCAGGUGAACAUCCACGCUGCGCUUACUUCUUACACCGCCCCUGGACCGGCGGUUUAUUCUGGUGGUGAGACUAGAACUCCUGGUGGGGCUUGCACUGGGUGUGCGUCAACCUGCAAGGUUGGCUCUUCUCCUUCCGCGAUUGCUCCAGGAGGAGGUGGUUCUUCUCCUGCUACUGGCGGUGGUAGUAAUGCUGGCGGCGGCAACUCCGGUUGCAGUGUUGCCAUGUAUGGGCAGUGUGGCGGUAACGGGUAUACUGGAUGCACGAACUGCGCUGUAAGUUGUUAUGAGUGA